Messenger RNA from Epinephelus lanceolatus (giant grouper), 1136 nucleotides. The record is from RefSeq and is a predicted model, not a curated record. NCBI's taxonomy places the organism in Eukaryota, Metazoa, Chordata, Actinopteri, Perciformes, Serranidae.
UCCCACAGCAAGUACCUCCAUUUAAAAAGCACAGCAACAAGCAGAAAACGAAAUGAGUCCCAGCAUCACUACCGAGGCCAACCAGUCUCUCCCUGCCAGGUCCACCGUGGCCCAGAGAAAACAAGCCAACGAACUGAGAAAGACUCUUAAACCCUUGCUGGAGAAGAGAAGACGUGCUCGUAUUAACGACAGUCUCGGGCAUCUGAAAAGCCUGAUUCUCCCUCUGGUUGGCAAAGACAACGCUCGCUACUCCAAGCUGGAGAAAGCUGAUAUUCUGGAAAUGACAGUCCGCUUCCUCAGAGACCUUCCCUCCACUCCAGUUAAAGACUCUGCAGACAGUUAUAGAGAAGGCUACAAAGCCUGCCUCCAGCGCGUCUCCGCUCUGCUCCCCAAAACCAGCCUCGAUCAGGACGCGUGUCAGCGGGUGAACGAAUUCGUCCAGCAGUCCAUGUCCGCCACAGUCACCCCAACCUGCCUGAACUGCUGCGCUCAGAGCUCCAGGACUCUCCCUCAGAUCCAACAGAGACUUCUGAGCCUCAAAUCCAGCUUCAGCUCCAGACUGGAGAGCCAGUCCCGCAGCAGCAGCGGCGCAGUUGCUCCCAGCCGAGCGCAGCCAGGCCCGCAGGCUGUCAACACAGCCAUGUGGAGACCUUGGUAGAUUUCUUCAGUUUUCAGUUUCUUCCAAAAGCCUGUGAAAACUGUAAAGUGUUUGAUAUGUAGGCAGCAUGUUGAGAUAGCAUCACUUGUAAAUAUACACAGUGAUUGAUGAAAGCCAGAAUUCAUCGUUAAAUCGUAUUGGUUGAGUAUUAUAUACUUACGCUCUGCGCACGAGUCUGUUGUCCUGUUUAAGUUGACAAGUUUAGGCGGUCGUAUUUUCUUAAAUCUGCAUGUAUGUAUACGGUAAAUAUUUAGUCCUCUCCGCGGACUAAGUGAUGAAGGGCCAUUGAAACAGCCCUGUAAGACCCAAAGGGUCAGUGUGUAUGAAUUUGCACCAUAGACCUCAGUGUCCUGAGUCUGUGCAGAUGAACUCUGUAGACAUGUUAUGUGUCAUUGUAAGUAUCUCUGUGGGGAUGUUUUAUUUUUGCUAUUUACAGCAAAUGUUGUAUAUAUGUUAUAUAAACAAAUAAAACUGCCAU